UCCUGUUUUGGCGUCGAGCCGUUGACGAUGUUUCGAUUUCGGGCAGGGAAUCCCGAAUAAAACGUGACUUACUCGAAGAUCCAAAAUCCGUUGUGAUUUCGAGUCUCGAGGCACAAUGAGCAACCUGGCUAUAGUAGUCGGGGAUGCAGCGGCGACCAAACAAGACCGACCUUAUAUUGUUGCCUUUAACAACUAAGUUUCACGUCACUGUAGCCGUACGAGCUACUCUGCUAGACGACGUCUAAAUUAGCGACUGAUACGAGCAGAAGAAGAGUGUUCUUUGGAGACGAUGAGUGAGCAAAAGGCUGAGGCGGAAACCAAGGCGGAAGAUGCUGCUGUGGUUGGAGUUGGAACCCAAGCGAUGGUGCCAUCAACGUCUUCCACAGUUUCCACAUCAUCCUUUGAGAAUUUUUUGAGGAAUACUCUGUUUGAUUUGCACGCCCGUUCCGAAGUAGAAUCGACCGUCAAGGAUCUCGUGACCGAUGUCGAAUUCGCGGUCAAGUUGCAGGAUCAGUUGAGCAUUCGGACACACCAGAGCCAAGCAGAACGGAUCAUUGCAGAACAGGAAUUGGCUCUCAAAGAGACUCAUGUCGUGCAGAAAGAUCGACUCGAUUCUCAGACUCUAUUGGCAGAUGCCAUGGUGAUUGACUUGUGGACGUUGAGCAAGGAGCUAGGGAGUCUUUUGGAAUUGAAACAAAAGCACGAAACCAUGAUCUUCGAAUACGACGAAUUAGUCGCCAAAUUGGCACAGGCAGAAGAAGAUCUCCAUGCAGCACGGAACGCCAAAGCGCAACAACCAGCUCAGCAGCAACAACAGCAGCAGUCACAACAACAACCUACGGCGACAGCACCCACGACACAGCCAACUCCCACUGUCGUGGCUGUCCCACCAGAGAAACCCGCGGAUUCGCCCUCGGAUGCAACGACAAAGACAGAAUCAUCCGAAAAGACGCCCCCACCCGCUGCUGCUGCUCCAGUUCCUGCCGCUUCUGUUGCUACUGCUGAUACUAGUAGUGCCCUGUCCACAGAACCCGCCCAGGCUGCAACCGCCCCUGCAGAACCAAAAGAACCACCCAAACAAGCGGAAGAACCCAAAAAGCCACAGAGCCCGGCCCCUGCUCCAGUAGUGGCACUGGUAGAAGAUGAUCAAAACAACGGUGGACCACCGGUUACACUAGAAACCAUCGACAUGGAAAUCUUGAUGAGGAUCUUUGGCUUUCUGGACGCGUAUGAUAUUCUCAACACCGCCCAAGUCAACAUUAGCAUGUAUUCGCGUGUCGAUUCGCUCUUUGGCUUUGGAAUGGAUGCGCACAUGCAACAAGAUGACAAUGUCAGCACCACUUCCACCUUGGCUACCACUCCCACGGUAGCAGCAGCGACGUCCACCCCGACAACCGCAUCCGUGUCCACGGCAGCAUCGAAAAAGGCCCCGCCACCGGCUGCCAAAGCCCCACCUCCAGCCGCCGCCAAACCAACCGAACCACAAUUUGGACAGCGUCUGGUGGGCGGUGGGCGCAACAUUCUGAACCUCCUACAAGGAGGCCGUGGUGGGGAUGCCAAUAAUGAAACUGCCGGCAAACGAAAUCAAAGCCCCAAGCGGCGGGGUGGUGCCGGGGCCGGAGGAAGAAGUGCUGGUGAUGCCAAUGACAGCAAGCCUCCUCUAAGCGAGGCAAUGGCGCACUCCAUGGCGGCCAAAUUGAAUGACGCGGAAAUCAAUGCCAUCAUAUCCAUGACGGAAAAGUUGCGUUCCAAAGAAAAACAGGUCGCGUUGCUAAUCAAGGAAAAGGAAGAGCUGGAAGGAAAGCUGAGCGGUUCGGAAGCUGUCAAAGAAUUCCUCAUCACCAAAGUCAGAGAUAUGGAGAAGAUUGUCAACAAGAACGAUGAGACGGAGAAAAAAGUCACGCAACAAAUUGCCAGCGAUCAGGAAGUCAUUGCAUUCUUGGACGGCCGCGUGCAAGAGUUGGAACGUAGCACUCGUGUCAUUCAAAAGGAUAAGAACGCAAUACAAGACAAGCUCAAGGCGGUUGCCUCUCAGAACGAUAAGAAGGUUGCAGUUCUCAGCGACAUGCUGCAAUUCGAACGACAAAAGCUGAAAGAGAAUGAACGAGAAUGGAAAGCGACAAAGAAACUGCUAGUAAAGGAGGUGAAAGGGUGUCGGGCACAAAUUGUGGCGCUGCAAGCAGAGCGGGAUGGAUUCAGGGAGCAAAAUGAUGCGCUAAGAAAAGCCGUGAUGGCAGGUGGCUCUUCCAACGGAGGAAGGUCAUCGAGUCCGCAUCGAUAAGAAUUGCUGGCGCAGGAAUUUUGCUGUUCAAGCCACAAUACUGUUGUAAACCUUACAGCUGUUACUUAGCAUGACACUUCGAGCAAUCGAUUUUAAAAGUUUAUUCUAGUUUCUUCGUGCUGCUC
This is a messenger RNA of Seminavis robusta, 2406 nucleotides long. The record is from the annotation of a GenBank genome assembly. NCBI's taxonomy places the organism in Eukaryota, Bacillariophyta, Bacillariophyceae, Naviculales, Naviculaceae.